GCCCUUCCAGGCACGAUUCAGCACAGCCACGGAGAUACAUCAUCUCCAUGUGACAGCAGCUGUGGGGGGAGAGUUCUGUUCUUCGAACAGGCAAAUAGUCACCAACUCAUUUCAGCUUGGUGGCUUCCAAGGUUGGGAGAGGCUAACAUUUUCCUGAUGAAAUUACCACAGAAUCACAGGAAUUAAAUUCAGUGCAAACAAAACAGUGAUGCAAAAAAGGCAACCUCGGCCUAACUGUCUGUGGAUGUACUCCUGCCAGAGAAAGAGUGUUGUCAUGUAACUGUAAAUGCACCCAUCCACCUUCCCUCCCUGCAGGGCAGAAGGAUUGCCAGUGCCUCUUAGUGAAGAGGUCUUAGGCUGCUGGGUAUGUGGGGAAGGAUAGAGCAGGGAGGAAGAGGAGUUGGUUUUAAGAGUUGUUUUGGAAUAUGUUGAGCAUCCUUUAAGUGGUAAGCUAAGAAUACCCCUACCCCAAUUCCCAAUGAUGAAACUCUCACUGUGAGAUCAGAGCCAAGCAUGAAGAAUCACACUGCUUGGACUUUGUGCAAGUUCUGCUCUAGAGUUUGUUUUCCCACAGUAACAUUAUACAGAAGGCCAGUGGUCAGAAAGCAGGCACGAAUACAAUUUCCUCUCUGCUCACCAAUUCUCAGCACAGGAAGCUUUGUGCUAGGAAGAAGAACCAUCUCUUUGUAGCUGCGUGGUGGGGCUGUCAGGAGCACAGGAAGAGCAGUGACUCUGGCUGCUGAGGAUCACUGGCGGGGGAUGAUGGGGACCUCACAGCAAGUUGGACGGUGCAAGAAAACCACAUCACCCACAAAGGCAAGAGCAUCUUUGGAAGCUGUCAGGAGGACCGUGUGCACCGUCGUUCUGCUCGCCAUCACGGCGGUCACAGGAGCAGGAGGAAACAACAGAGUGUCAGUGACAGUAGGUAAAAGCUCUGUGCUCGCCUGCCCUCCCAAAUCAAAUAUGACUAUGGUAACAUGGAAAAUAAGCCCCAAGGCUGGAGGGCCCUGCACCUUGGGAUACAGGGCUGAUCUGAACAAGACAGACAGAACAAACUGCAGUGACAGCAUGAACUGGAAAUCCAGGCCAGAUUGGGAUCCUGCUCUUGAGAUACGACAAGUGGGAAUAGCCUUUGAGGGCAAUUACACCUGCAAAGUCGUAGCCACAGAAGGGAAUUUCCACAAGAUGUACCACCUCACCGUGAUAGUCCCCCCCAGGCUGACCGUGUACUGCGACAACCACGGGAACCCCGUGUGCAAGGCAGCGGCAGGGAAGCCGCCUGCUCGGGUCUCGUGGGUCCUAGAGAGCAACUCCACCCCCGAGGAAGAAGGCCAUGACAACGGGACAGUGACUGUUCUCAGGAAGUUCACAGCAUACAGCACCAACAUGACUAAUACAACCUGCAUCGUGUCCCACCCAGCUGGGACGUGGAGCAAGUCCAUAGCCUGUCACCUCUCAGAGACCAGCACAUGGUUUCUUCACUGUGUCCUCAGCCUUGCAAGCCUCCUGGGCCUCUUCUUCCUGCUUGCUGUUCUUCAUCUCUACACCUUCUGUGACAGCAGGACAAUUAGAAACCGGUACAAGCCAAGGCAUCUUCCACUUGCAGAGCUGUGUGGGCCUGUUUCUAACCCAGCACCUGAGCAGAGAUGAAUGAAACUCCCAGUAUGCCUCAGUCAGCAUUGUGACAUGCAGCAGGGACUCAGCAGUACUAAAGCGUUCAGGAGAAAGAAGCAAACAUCUACAAUGCAUCCAAUGUAACGGUGCAGAAACAUGGCAUGCAGGGCAGAUCCUGCCUGACCCUUGCCAGCUCUGUCUUCCAUCCUCUCUCUAGUGCACCUAUAGAUGCUUUUAUCACUCAUGCAAGUAUCAAUCUUUUUUUAUAAAACCAAGACUAACAUAUAUGCAAUAGGAAAUUAAUUCAUGUUGUAAAAAUGAGGUCACUCCAUUUCAAAUACACAGUAUCCUAGUAUUUAAGUAUCAUGCCUUGUAGGAUAAAAUAAAUCAGAAUAAAUUUUCUUGCAUACUAAUGAGCAGCAGCCUUCCCAGGAUGACCACAUAGGACUGAAACUAUAUUUGAGCAACUCUCAAUUUCACUAAAAAAAGUUUUGAAGCAUUUUGCCAACAGCUACAAAAAAAGAAGAGAGAGAAAGAGGACAUUUGAGCUAGAGCAGUUAUUGCUACAUGAAGCAUAGAAGUUAUUCAAUCCUGAGAUCAAAGCCUCACGCUCAUUUACCUUGCAUAAUCCAGAAGGCCACAGCCCA
Messenger RNA from Phalacrocorax carbo (great cormorant), 2261 nucleotides. NCBI's taxonomy places the organism in Eukaryota, Metazoa, Chordata, Aves, Suliformes, Phalacrocoracidae. The record is from RefSeq and is a predicted model, not a curated record.